UCUCCACCAUUUACAGUCUUUAGUGUUGCUGAUUCGGCUCAGUAAGAACUCAAACAUGGCUCAGCAGGAAUACAAAAUGCUCACUGACAGAAUGUUCACGUACAAAGGAACCGUCUUCGCUUUGGAAGAUAAUCAUGAUCUUACUUUAGAGUAUAUUGACAGUAUAGCGGAUUUUGAAACAAAGGACGAUGAUAUCUUUGUCGUUACCUUCCCGAAAUCUGGUACGGUAUGGACCCAGCGUAUCAUUACGCUAAUAUAUGCGGAAGAUUUCCCGGACCAAGCCAACCAACUCACAGCUGUGCAGAUGCCCUGGCUAGAGUAUCGGGUAAAAGGGACAAAUUACCACACACGUCCAUCUCCAAGACUCUUCUCCUCCCAUUUAACCCAGCCGCUGAUGCCCAAAAUGCUGCAAAGAAAAGGAAAAGUCAUCUAUGUCAUGAGAAACCCUAAAGACAUCAUGGUGUCGUAUUUCCAUUUUUCCAACAACAUGAAAAACCUGGAUUCCUUUGAGAACUUUGAUGAGAUGGUGGCAAAAUUCUUCACAGGGUUCAUGGCUGGUGGUUGUUGGUUUGACCAUGUUAAGGGAUGGAUCACAAAUAAAGACAAAUACAACAUCCUGAUCCUUACUUAUGAAGAAAUGAUCAAGGACCUCAGAGCCACUGUUGUAAAAAUCUGUGAUUUUGUGGGAAAAAAUCUGUCAGACGCAGCGAUCGAUAAAGUGGUGGAAGCAGCUACAUUCAAGCAAAUGAAGAAAGACCCCUUGGCCAACUAUGAAUGCCUUCCUUCAAAUGUCACGGACAAUCCAAAAGGACUUUUUAUGCGCAAAGGAACAGUUGGCGACUGGAAGAACUCUUUAACUGUGGCUCAGAGUGAAUGUUUUGACCGCGUCUACCAAGAAAGAAUGAAGGACGUACCUCUAAACAUGGUCUGGGACAUCUCAGAACUGCAUGGCUGAAAACUCAACCUGUGACAUCCAUUUUACAAACCAAUAAAGAUAAAACACUAUCGUAAUGAUAAAAGAAAGGUAUUAUAAUAUGUGAAUGAAUGCGUGUCUACACGACCAUAUAAAAACAGACAACAAUCAGAAAGUGAUAAGAAUAUUAUUGGCCUUCUGAACUUUUACUACAUUUCAACUUUGUUAUAAUUUGUUCUUAGAUUCACUUCAGUGGUCAUGAGAUAUAUAUAAAAAAAAUCUAUUUCAAACUA
Molecule: messenger RNA, 1206 nt
Organism: Labeo rohita (rohu)
Lineage: Eukaryota; Metazoa; Chordata; Actinopteri; Cypriniformes; Cyprinidae
Product: amine sulfotransferase-like
Exons: 6
Coding region: 56-955 (299 amino acids)
Biological process (GO): sulfation
Cellular component (GO): cytoplasm
Molecular function (GO): sulfotransferase activity
Source: RefSeq, a predicted model, not a curated record